CUGGAUUCUCUGCAAACCGCUGUGUUUACUGCGAGGAGCUAGUUUAACUUGCGCAGUGUGAUUCUCGCAUGAUUUGCAGCCCCCGUCCCCGUUAUUUACAAGAAAGAAUCUAAGCCCCGUCCGCUGAUUCAAGUCCAGCGCUUGAUGCGAACAUAUGGGCGAAGUUUAAUGUGCUGCUUCCCGCCAGCCGCAAGCCGUGUAUAUACGUUCAAAAGCGCGCUCAUCAAUCUGAGUGCAGAAAAUGUGGAGUCGGAUUUUAUCCUCUGUCAUCUCGGGCAAACAGGAAAUGCCUGAAGAUUUCCUCAUAGCUCCUACUCCGAGUGCCACAGAACUUACAGAACUUGUCACUGGAGCACGCUGGAUUCCAACGGAUCAGACAGUUUCUUUGUAUUUCUCUCUGGGCAAAACAGAAUUCUUCCGAAGUAUUUGUGAUAAUAGUAAUAAUCAAUCAGCCAUGUCACGGAAGCUGCAGUGCACGGCUCUGAUCCUGCUUGUCGGUAUUCUACAGACAGCCAAUUCAUUCAAUGUUGAUAUGAAAAGCCCUAUGAUAUUUACUGGCUCACAAAAAGAUAUGUUUGGAUAUACCGUUAAACAAUUUGAAAAUGAAGAAGGGAAAUGGCUUCUGAUUGGUUCUCCUUGGGAAGGACAGCCCAAACAUAGAACUGGUGAUAUCUACAAAUGCCCAACGUUCAAGACCAGCAAUCCAGAAUGUGUGAAACUAAACUUGACUGAAUACUUAACAGUGCCUAAUAUCACUGAAGUGAAGGAAAACAUGACACUAGGACUGUCACUGGCAGCAAAUCCUAAUGGAGGCUUUCUGGCAUGUGGACCACUUUAUGCCUACAAGUGUGGAGGCCUGUACUAUACAGUUGGUGCCUGUUCGAAUGUAAGCUCCACUUUUCAAGUUGUAAACACCAUAGCUCCUACAGUAAAAGCUUGCAAGUCUCGACUUGACAUUGUGAUUGUACUUGAUGGUUCCAACAGCAUUUACCCUUGGUCUAGUGUUAACAAUUUCCUCAUCAAGUUACUGGAAAAAAUUGAAAUUGGACCACAGCAAACUCAGGUUGCAAUUAUACAGUAUGGCUUCAAAGUCACACAUGAAGUCAGUCUUAAUCAAUUUAGCACAACCGAGGAUCUCCUAGAAGUUGCUAAGAAGAUAAAGCAAUGGGGUGGAAAUGAAACAAAAACAGCUCUUGGAAUUGAGUAUGCCAGGACGAAGGAAUUCACGGUGGAGAAAGGUAUGCGUGCAGGAGUUUCGAAGGUGAUGGUUGUGGUAACAGAUGGUGAAUCACAUGAUAGCUACAAUCUACCAGAUGUGAUCAAAAAUUGUGAAAAGGAUAACAUUAGGAGGUUUGCUAUUGCAGUGCUUGGCAGUUACAACAGAGGAAAUCAAAGUGCUGAAAAGUUUCUGAAAGAAAUAGAGUUUAUUGCAAGCUCACCUAAAGAUAAGCAUUUUUUCAAUGUAUCAGAUGAAAAAGCAUUGGUGACGAUAGCUGAGGCCCUGGGAGAACAAAUCUUUGCUUUGGAAGCAACCAGUGACAAACAAGCUGCCUCUUUUGAAAUGGAAAUGUCACAAGUGGGGUUCAGUACACACAGUACAGAGGAUAGCAUCAUAUUAGGGGCUGUUGGAGCCUAUGAUUGGAAUGGAACAGUUCUUCUGGUGAACAACAAUGGAACGGUCAUCCCUGAAAAUGAGACAUUUUUCAACAAAUCAGUAGAAAGCAAUGAACCCCUUGCUGGAUAUCUUGGUUACUCUGUCAGCUCUGUCUCAGUUGUUGGAGAUGUGUGGUAUGUUGCUGGACAACCUCGGUAUAAUCACACAGGACAAGUUAUAAUUUAUAAUUAUAAGGGAAACCAAACAAGCAUUAUACAGACCCUGAAAGGAGAACAGAUUGGAUCCUACUUUGGGAGCACUGUGUGUGCUGUUGAUAUCAAUAAAGAUUCUCUAACUGAUAUCCUUUUAAUUGGAGCUCCAAUGUACAUGGGAACGGAAAAAGAGGAACAAGGCAGAGUUUAUGUAUACACUUUAAAAGAGAACUUGUUUCAAAGCCAGAUGGAACUUGAGCCCUUAAAACAACAGUGCAGUUGCCUUUCCACCAUAGGUCUCCACACUAACAGUUUUAAUGAGGCCAUAAGUGAAGAUCACAAGUGCUCUGAGCCCCUCCGGCAACCAUGUGGUUCCCGCUUUGGAACAUCCAUAAUUGCAGUUUCAGACCUAAACCUCGAUGGCUACAAUGAUGUUGCAAUUGGAGCCCCUCUGGAAGGGAACCACCAAGGGGCAGUCUACCUCUUCCAUGGAUCUGGCACAACUAUUAACAAAAAGUAUUCACAGCGCAUCUCUGCAUCUUCAUCAAAUGAAUCUUUUAUGUAUUUUGGACAAUCGAUCGAUGGUCAGAUGGAUUUAAAUGAUGAUGGGCUAGUGGACCUUACUAUUGGAGCAGUAGGUGGUGCCGCCCUGUUCUGGUCCCGGAAGAUAGCUCAAGUGACGAUUAGCAAACUGCAAUUUCAGCCCCAAAAAAUUAAUGUCCAGAACAAGAACUGUGUCAUUGAUGGGAAGCCAGCAGUGUGCAUUUUGGCAAACAUCUGCUUCAAUCUCAGGCUGAAGUCCAAUAAACCUGAAGCAGUUGUUCUUGACUACAGUGUCAGACUAGACUCUGCACGGCGUGUCUCCAGAGGGCUCUUUAACGAAACACAUGAGAGAAAUAUCAAAGGAAGCAUUAUAUUACCCUUCCAUAACUGCACUGAACACACCUUCUACAUGUUGGACGCUCCAGAUUUUCUCAAUCCUGUUGAAAUCCUAGUGGAGUUCAAUUUAUCAAAUCCAGAGAAAGGACCGGUGUUGGAUGUUGACCUGCCAAAUUCAAAGAAAGCUUUGGUGCCUUUUACAAAAGAUUGUGGAGAUGAUGGGGAAUGCAUCAAUGACCUGAAGCUUAGUGCCGAGGCAGACAUAAAGGGUGACAGCUCAGAUCCUUAUGUUGUGCAAACCAAUCAGAAGAAAUUCAAUCUGGUGAUUAAACUAAAAAACCAAAAGGAAAAUGCCUACAACUCAAGAAUAGCAGUGACCUUCUCGAAGAAUAUCUAUUUCGCUGGAGUUGAGCAAAAUGAUGAUUGCAUGCCAUUGGGACCAAGCAAUGUGACAUGCAAAGUGGGAUAUCCUUUUCUUGUACCAGAAGCAGAGGUUUCCUUUAAGAUGAAAUUUGAAUUCAAUACCACUCAUCUCCUUGGUGAUGUUUUCAUACACCUGGAGGCAACAAGUGACAGCAGUGAGUCAAAUGAAACAAUGAGUGACAAUGAACUCACCAUCUCCAUUACAGUCUUAUAUGAAGCUGGGCUGCACUUUUUAAGUCAUUUUAAAGAGUACCGUUUUAAGAUAGCAAUCAAUGAUACAUUCCCUGAUGUUAUUAAAAGCACUGAGGAGAUCGGCGAAGCAGUGGACAUCAAUUACAUAAUUGAUAAAGAAGGAGAUUUUCCAAUUUCACACCUUACACUGAGUGUAACCUUCCCGUACCUAUCUCCAGCAAACAAUACUCUACUAUAUUUGACAGGAAUGACAUUUUCUUCCAAUGAUUUAGGCAAGUGUCAUGACUCACGGUUUGUGGAUCCUCUGAAGAUACACCCAAAAAACCCUCACAAGCCAGCCCCAGAAAAGGAGCGUCUCUCGAAUAUCAAUGGGAUGUGUGAAAAUAAUGCUGGAUGUGCCUCCUUCUCCUGUACUAUACAUCCAUCAAGUUAUGUCCAAUUUAAUAUGUCGCUAAGAAUAUGGAAGCCUUCAUUUAUUAAAGCAGAUUUUAAGUCAAUAAGUUUAAUUGUAUCAGCUACACUAACGAUUGAAGAUUCUCCAUUUGUGGUGCUGAACAAAGCAAAGGAAAAAAGCGAUCUGAGGGCUGUGACUGUAGGCAUAUCAAAAGAAUUCCAUGGAGGAGUUCCAAUCUGGGUGAUUGUCCUGAGUAUUCUUGCUGGCCUGCUGCUCCUAGCUCUUGUGAUACUGGCACUGUGGAAGGCUGGAUUUUUCAGAAGGCCCUUAAAAGAAAAAAUGUGAAAAGUCGCAAGAACCUAUUAGCAGUACAAUGGAAAGUAAAGGGUGGUCUUCAUUACAUACAGAAGAUCCAGUCUAUGAUGUUAGCGAAGCAGCUGCAGAACUAAACCCUAAUGGCAAGUCACAAGACAAGAAGGUCCACUGCUUUCAAAAGUAUGUGCUUUAGAUGGAACUCAGAAACAACUGAUGUGUCCCUGGGUCAUUGGUUCUGCAGCAUGAUCUGUGAAAUUAUUUCGGCUUUGAUUUCUGUUCACUCAGAUGUGGCAGAGAAUAGUAAGGAAAUUAUUUAUAGACCAGUGGCAAAACAACCAGUAUUCAGUCAUUCCUAAAGUGCCACUUGUGAUUUCCUAUUUUUAUUGUAAUCAGUGAACCAAAGCAGCACUUUAUCGACUAAUUACUCAUAUUUGUUUCUUUUCCUUUCAUUUUGUGUAGCUGGAUUGUUAGAAGUAUUGGAAGAAUAAUGUUUCUACUUCAACCCUAUUUCGAAAUCCUUGAGGAAACGUUGAUUCUAAUAAUGUAACCACUGCCCACAAAAUCAUGCUUGAGACAAUAUUCUUUCACAAAGUGCACUCAUGGAAUAUCCCAUCACCUCAUUGUACAGUAAUACAUAUGUACAACACUGAUACACACAGUGGACACUUUAGGCAUAUUUAUGUUUGUGGUCUUCUACUGCUGUAGCCUAUCCACUUCGAGGUUCAACAUAUUGUGCAUUCAGAGAUGAACUUCUGCACACCACUGUUAUAACACGUGGUUACUUAAGUUACAGUUGCUUUCUUAUCAGCUUGAACCAGUUUGGCCAUUCUCCUCUGACAAGGCGUUUUUGUCCACAAAACUGCCACUCAUUGGAUUUUUUCCUUUGUUUCUAGCAUCAUUCUCUAUAAACUCUAGAGACUGUUGUGCAUGAAAAUCCCAGGAGAUCAGCAGUUUCUGAGAUAAUCAAACCACCCUGUCAGGCACCAACAAUCAUUCCACGGUCAAAGUCAAUUAGCUUACAUUUCUUCCCCACACUGAUGUUCGGUUUGUACAACUGAACCAUUGAGUUAAUGCACAUUGCAGCUGUAAUAUAAAGUGUGAUCAACUUAUAGUGUGACAAAAUUAUUUGUAUGUUCUUGUAUAAUCUGCUUUGAUUAUGCGAAGCAAACUCCUUGAACACUGUCAUCAAAGUGUAUAAAACGUCUAACUAAUGCUGUGGCAUACCCAGUGUGUCAAACAUGAUCAAUUUCAUUUGCAUCUUUAAAACCAGUAUUCUAUUUAGAGCGAAGGCUCAGCAAGUCAAAUAGUUCUCUUUUACAGAAGAGCUUAUAGAGUCCUACACUGCCCCUCACAUCUAUCAAAUCAAACCAAUCUUAGCAAAAUACAGUACCGUACAGCCCUACAGCUAUUAUGUUGGGAUGAUCUUUUAACCUACUUCAACCAAUCUAAUUCUUUAUUCCCACACAUCCCUCCAGUUUUUUUUCCAUCUAUAUGUCCGUCUAAGAGUAUUUGAAAUGUCCCUCAUGGAUACACCUCUAUCACCAACCCCAGCUGUGCAUUCCAUGCACUUACCACUCUUUGUGAGUAUUUAAAAUAAAACUACCUCUGAUAUACCCACCUAUUCUUUCCUCUAAUUACUUUAAAAAUAUGGCCCCUCAUUUGAGUUAUUGUCACUCUGGGGGAAAAGUCUAUGGAUGUUCAAUCUAUCUAUGCCUCUUAUCUUAUACAACUCUAUCAAGUCACCACUCAUCCUCCUUCACUCCAAACAGAAAAGCCGUUGUUCACUCAACCUUUCCUCAUAAGACGUGCUCUCUAAUCAGAGCAGCAUCCUAGUAAAUCUCCUCUGCACCCUCUCGAAGGCUUCUACACCCUUCCUAUAGUGAGGCAACCAGAAUCGAGCACAAUACUCCAAAUGUGCUUUAACCAGAGAUUGAUACAGCUGCAACAUUAAUGAAGGCCAACUCAUCAUAUAAUAUCUUAAAUACCUAUCAACAGAUGUGGCAACAUUGUGGGAUCUAUGGAUGUGACCUCAGGAUCGCUCUGUUCCUCCACACUACUAAGAGUCUGCCAUUAACCCUGUAUUCUGCCUUCAAAUUUUAACUUACAAAAGUGAAUCACUUCACAAAAUUGCACUCCAUCUGCCACUUCUCAGAUCAGCAUUCUAUCAAUGUCCUGUUGUAACCUUCUUGAAUAUAUUUAUACCAAAUAUGAAAAUUUAAGUUUGUAAGAAACAUUUCACUUUGAUUGCCAAAGGCACCAUUAGAUUCUGAAACUAAGGCUAUGAAUUUCUUCAGAAUGACUCCCACUUCUCCUUAGGAGUAAUGGAAACAUCUGUUAAUUUGCAUAAACAAACCUUGCAUUUCUGGCAGAGUGGGAUGGAGUGGGACCAGCUCUGAGAUCAAAGUUCAUUAUUGGAUUUGAGAACUUAGAAGGGAAUUAUACAGUUGAUUCUAUAGAGGAGUGAAAUGCUUCCUAUAGCUUCCAAAAAAUCAGCUUAACAAUACUUCCAGUGACACUAGCCAGAAUAAUUUCAUUUGUGUUAUGCCAACAUUUUUAAUCAAAUAAUCAACAUGAAUUAUUUUCCCAGGAUAGUUUAGGCAUACUUGUUUUGAAAUAUCAUCAUCCCUGCUGGAAUACCAUAAUUGCACUAACAUCUGAAUGUUGGCAUAAAUAUGUUGUCAGUUUGGUGUGAGGUCCGUUGGCUGUGAAGCUAUUUGAUCCUAAACUGGCUGUGAUAACAUGAUAAUGCUUCAGCUUUGACCUUUGGCCCCUCAGGUGAGAAACCUAUCAGCACAAGGUAGAUUCCACCUCAACUAUAGCUCUUCAAUUGAUGGCCUUGUGCCAUUAAUCUUGUUGGAAGUUGAAAGGGUGAACAGUCCAGAACUAUCAAUAAUCCAGUCUGUCUUCCAACAUCUAUGAGUAUACUUUCCAAAAAUUACAUUUUUAUUCUCCUGGAUUUUUUUGUGUCUCCGCAAAUGCCUUUAUAGACACUGAUAAUCUUCACCUCACUAAGCACGCACAAAUGCAGUUCACUGGGACAUGAGAAGAAAUUCCAAAAUGUGGGACAUUCUUCUGCACUUAUCCAACCAGCUUUUGAAAAAGGGAACGAUUGAAAUUCCACCUUUGCAAAUCAUUGAGGCCCUUAUGCACCUUCCUGAGAUUGUAAUGGUCUAGCCAUCAAACUUUUCCAACUGUUCCCUAGAAUAUCUCUUAGGAAAUUGGAUAUAGGACUAUAGCAUAUUGUAUCAUCCAGCGUGACAAUUUUUUUUUAUCCAUCUCACAUUGGGAAAAGAAGGCUGAAAUGAGGAAAAAUAAGACAUCUAAUACCUUAUUUCUGUGCUCUGGUAAAAAGUAAGACCUGUGUUAUUUUGAAUUUCAUGCAAAGAAGUUAAAGAAUAUAAGCAGAUUAACUCACAGUUUUUCACUUCAUUUACUGAGAGAAGCACUGAAUAAAAAAUUGUUGUUACUUGCUGUAAAUUGAAGUAAAUGGCAAGCAUACAAAAUAAAUUAUGUAUUCUUAUAUAUGGUUUUGUAGUUUAUUUGAUGA
Molecule: messenger RNA, 7556 nt
Organism: Mobula hypostoma (lesser devil ray)
Lineage: Eukaryota; Metazoa; Chordata; Chondrichthyes; Myliobatiformes; Myliobatidae
Gene: itga1
Product: integrin, alpha 1
Exons: 32
Coding region: 242-4039 (1265 amino acids)
Biological process (GO): cell-cell adhesion; cell adhesion mediated by integrin; cell-matrix adhesion
Cellular component (GO): integrin complex; external side of plasma membrane
Molecular function (GO): integrin binding
Source: RefSeq, a predicted model, not a curated record